Phalaenopsis equestris is the source of this 4681-nucleotide messenger RNA. Its product is annotated as cell division cycle and apoptosis regulator protein 1-like. Gene Ontology annotation, biological process: regulation of DNA-templated transcription. The record is from RefSeq and is a predicted model, not a curated record. The transcript has 23 exons. Gene Ontology annotation, cellular component: nucleus. The coding region runs from base 132 to 4430 and encodes 1432 amino acids. Gene Ontology annotation, molecular function: calcium ion binding. Lineage: Eukaryota; Viridiplantae; Streptophyta; Magnoliopsida; Asparagales; Orchidaceae.
GUUUCACAAACCCUAGCUCAAUAAAUAGCCCAUCUCCCAUUUCUUCGUCAGCUUCCCCAUUUUGUCCUCAGGGUUUCAUAUCAUCUGGUGUUCCAUCGAAGGUUUCUUUGAUUUUGUUUAAGAAAUAGGAAAUGUACCCUUCAAAGGGUGGUGGUGGUGGUGGAUAUGCCGGGCAACAAACUUAUGCCGCACAACAGGCUUAUAGCCAACAUCCUGGAACUGGUUUCUCCAGCAAUCCUGCUGCUGGCACUGAGAUGGGAGCUCAACAUGCUAUGGCAUCUCGGCAAACUUCAAUGAUGGGUAUGGCCCAAGAAGCCGAUGUGGCCAGAUUUCGUGCCAAUCCCACACAGACAGCUCAAUAUGGAGGGCCUUAUGCUUCCGUCUAUGGCUCAGCUGCUUUGAGCGGUGGACAACAGGCUGGAGGGAGUAACAAAGGAGCAGUUUCUUCAAACCUUCAAAGUCGUCCUGCUUAUCCUUCUUCAUUAACAGAUUCAUCCAAAUAUUCAGCUGGAACUAUGGGAUCAGGUUAUAAUGAUGACUAUCUUUCAGCUUCCAAUCGAGGAUAUGCUCAGAGGGGAGAACAGUUUUCUGGAGCAAAAAGUUCUGAUUAUGCAAUCGAUAGGAGAGCUUAUGGUGAAGGUUCCUAUGCUGGAAGGGAUUUGAGCGAUCAAGCUAGAAGAUAUGCUGAUUCUGCUUCUCUCAGCCAUCAACAUCAGACUGAUCUACCUGAUCACAUGGAUCAGGCGUCAGUGCUUCGACAGCAACAAAUAUUGAAAGCUCAGUCAUUGCAUGCAGGUCCUGAUAUAAGACAAGCUGAAUAUCUUGCAGCAAGAGCUGCACCUAUUCAUCCUGGUUCUCAAGAAUAUAGUUCCUAUGGUGGAGGAAUGGAUGUAGAUCCACGUGGUUUACCUAUCCUCAGCAGUUCUCAAUAUGGCGCACCACAUUCUGCUUCAAUUUUAGGAGCUCCAAGGCGGAACUAUGAUGACCUCAUCUAUACUCAAGGUUCAAAUGCUGGUUAUGGGGUGAGUUUACCCCCAGGACGUGAUUACAUUUCAGGGAAAGUCCUUCUUGGCUCUGCCGGAUCUGAAUACCAAGGGAGCAUCAUCUCACGUGAUCAUCUAAAUCUCGGAGUUCCAACAAUCACCGAACGGAAGGAUGAUAGAGAUGCUUAUCGGCGAGAACUUGAUAUACGUGAAGAGGAGCGUCGUAGGGAUAUGCUGCGGGAGAGGGAGCGAGAAAAGGAACGAGAAAGGGAUCGUGAACGUGAACGGGAACGUGAACGAGAAAGAGAUCGCCGUGAAAGAGAAAGAGAACGAGAACGAGAUCAUAGGCGUGCUUUGGAUUCUAAGAGGGAGCGUACACCAUCUAGAGCUUCUAGAGAUCGCCGGGCUUCUUCUGCAAAAAAGGAUGAGAGGCCUCGUCAUGCCUCACCUCGACGCUCGCCGCUGCCUCGAAGUGUGCCUCGUCGAGUCUCACCACGUCGGGAGGCGGCGCAUAGGCAUCGCUCUCCUGUUAAAGAAAAAAAGAGAGAUUAUGUUUGCAAGGUUCAUCCUUUUUGCUUGGUUGAAGCUGAAAGGGAUUAUCUGUCGGUAAAUAAGAGAUAUCCUAGGUUAUCAAUAUCCCCUGAAUUUACAAAGGUUGUUUUGAAAUGGCCAAAAGAGAACUUAAAUCUUUCACUGCAUACUCCUGUCAGCUUUGAGCAUGAUUUUGUUGAAGAUAACAAAAGUGAGGAGACGUAUUUGGUUCCUGCAGAAGACUCAGCAAAAAGUACAAAUAUUGUUUGGAAUGCAAAGGUUAUUCUGAUGAGUGGGGUCAGCAGUGAUACUCUGGAUGAGUUGUGCUCUGAUAAAAGUUCUGAUGACAGACUAAGCCACUUCAACAAUUUCUUGAGGUUUGCUAUUCUAAAGAAGGACCAUUCAUUUGUGACUAUUGGAGGCCAAUGGGAAGAGGCAUUGGAUGGUGCGGAGCCAAUAAUUCAUGGUUCUUCGCUGAUCCAAACUGCUAAGAGAUACUUGAAUGAUGUAACUCAGCUCGAUUUACAGAACUGUCAGCACUGGAACCCAUUCCUUGAGAUACACUACAACCGGAUUGGUGAUGAUGGGUUAUCUAGUUAUAAAGAAAUCACUGUUUUGUUUGUGCCAAACCUGUUAGAUUGCUUACCUACAUUGCAUUCCUGGCGAUCUAUGUGGCUUGCUCACAGGAAAGAGGUUGUGGAGAGGGAGAGGGAACUAGUUUCAAAGAAAGAAAAGAAAUCAAGCGAAAAGGAAUCCAUACAAGGUGAUCAUGGUUCUAGCAAGUCUAAGAAAUCUGCUACGGCUACAAAAACUGGCAAAGUUGAUGACAGGUCAAGUAAAGAUGAGCAGAUUGGCAAAGCAGAAGACAAGUCGGGUAAAGUCGAUAAGAUUAGCAAAGCUGCAGAAAGUAAAGACGAGGGUGCUGAUUCCAAAAAUGGAAGCGAACAGAAACAAAAGUUACCUGAAUUAGCUGAAAAUCCCACUGAGAAGAAUGCUCAAGCAAUGGUUGUCGAUGAUAAAACUGAUGAAAAGAAAGCAUUGGAUCUGUCUUCCUCUGAUCCAAAUGAAGUGAAAAAGCCAGCAAAGAAAAAAAUUAUUAGGAAGGUUGUCAGAGGGAAGGCUGCUGAUAAGAAAGAAACUUUACCUGCUGAUGAGACUGUUGCCAAACAUGAUGAAAAGUUUGAAAAGGAUCCUGAAAACAAACAAAACGACCAAGAAAUCAUUGCUCUAGUAAACGAUAGCUCAGCUGAACCAGAAAAAGUUAGGACUUUUGUUAGAAAAAGAGUUGUCAGAAAGGUUGCUACAGGAAAAUCUUCUCAAGAGGAAGAUAAUAAAGUUGUUGAGAAGAAACUGGAGCAAGAUAUUAAAAAUAUGGAACAAAAAGUUAAAAAUGAUGAAGAGCCAGCAGUGGAAGCUGCUCAGCAGACUACUGGUGGCAAAGUAGCUGCAAAAAAAAGAAUUAUUAGAAGGGUGAUAAAGAGAAAGGUCGUGCCUACUGGAGAUAAACCAGGAGUUGCCCUUGCAAGAGAUGGUGUACUGGGAGAAAAUAAUACUUCUGUUGUAAAAGCCAUCAAGGAGGAAGAUCUGCCAGUAGUAAAGGCAGAGCAAGACACGGCUGGAUCCAGCCCUUUUGAAAACAAGGCUAAAGAAGAGGCCAAAAAGUUGGCUGUUGAGAAGGGUGGUGCCUCUGAAAAGAAAACAACUGAGUCAAUGGAUAAUAAAAAGGUGAUCAAAACAGAAAAAGUUCCAAAAACUGAAAAACAUGUUUCUAGUAACAGUGAACUGGAGGUCCAAAAGCAAAACGAUUCUGAGAAAGAUUCGCGUAGUGCUAAAGGGGAGGGAUCAAGGCAGGACAAAGAGAAGAAGAGCAAAAAUACAAAGGAGAAGGAUGCUAAGCAUGAUUCUAGGAACAAAUCAUCCAAAGAAACAAAGGAAAAAGUGAAGUCUGACGAACCUCCUAAACAACCAGGAUUGUUUCUAAAGACAAAGAAGACAAAGGAAUCUAAAGUUCGUUCACUGUCCCUUUCAUUGGCUGGGCUCUUGGAGUACAAUGACAAGGAUACUGAAGAAUCAACUUUUGAGCUGUCACUAUUUGCAGAGUCUUUUAAUGAAAUGCUUCAGUAUCAAAUGGGUUGUCGCAUACUAUCAUUUCUUGAGAAACUACGGAAAAGGUUUGUUAUUAAGCAUAAACAACGCAAAAGACAACGGGAAGAGAAAAAAGAAAAAGAAAGUGAAGCAGAGGCAGCCUCAAGAAAGCGUCCAAAGAUCAGCGAUAAAUCCCCUGCAGAAAAGGAGUCUGUCAAACCAGAAACACAAGAUUCUAAAGAUCAGAAUCAUGAUGAAAACAAUUCUAAAAAUGCUGACUCAAUUGAAGCAGAUAAGUAUGAUCAGGAAAAGAAGUCAGAUGUUGAUGAAGCCGACGAGGAUGAGGAAGAACUGGAAGAAAUGUAUGAAGAAUACGAAGAAGUUGAAGACGCCGCAACGGCAAGUGAUGUAGUUAUGGUGGUGGAUGAGGGUGCGGUUGAAGAAGCUGAUACAAAACCCAAAUCAGAGGUUCCAUCUAAGGAUGAUCAAGGGAAGGAAAGUGCCAGCGAGAAUAACACUAAAGGAACCGAAACCAAGAACGAUGAACAGUCCAAUAGUGGGAGCAAGGAUGAGAAGAAGCCUUCAACUGAAAAGUCUGAUUCGGUGAAGGAGUUUGUUGACAAGGAACUUUUACAGGCCUUCAGAUUCUUCGAUUAUAACAAAGUGGGGUACAUUAAGAUGGACGAUUUGAGAUGUUUACUCCAUGAUCUCGGCAAGUUUCUUUCCCACCGAGACGUCAAGGAAUUGGUACAGAGUGCACUGUAUGAAAGCAGUUCUGCUAGAGAUGAUCGGAUUUUCUAUAAGAAGCUUGUGAGGAUGAGGGACCUAUGAACAGUGUGAGGAUUUAGGCCAGCAAGAGAAGUACUUUUCUUCUAGUUAUUGGAUUUUGGUCACACUUUGCAUAUUUUCUCAUUAGAAUUUAUUAUACAAUGAUUAAUAUUUAGGCAUGGAAUGCAUUUUAGGGCUGGAAUUUCUUUUUGUUAUUUUUAUGAUAUGAUAAAGCACAUGUUUCAGAUCAGAACUCAGCUUUAUCUGCAUUUUAUUCAUAAUUGCUGAUCCAUGCGAGCACUGCUUUGUUUUUA